Messenger RNA from Oncorhynchus masou masou (cherry salmon), 637 nucleotides. RefSeq names its product alpha-2,8-sialyltransferase 8F-like. Lineage: Eukaryota; Metazoa; Chordata; Actinopteri; Salmoniformes; Salmonidae. Gene Ontology annotation, biological process: N-glycan processing; oligosaccharide metabolic process. Gene Ontology annotation, molecular function: alpha-N-acetylneuraminate alpha-2,8-sialyltransferase activity. The coding region runs from base 1 to 537 and encodes 178 amino acids. The record is from RefSeq and is a predicted model, not a curated record. The transcript has 3 exons.
AUGUGGGCCCUGUCGGGUGUUCUGAGAAUGUCCAGUGCGUCUUGCUUGUUGAAGAAAAAAUCUGUGUCUAAUCCGAGUUACCACAACCUGACGAAGGCCUCUCUACCGUUGGCCAAUCGUGUCGCAGCUUAUGGGAACGCCUCCCUGCUCCUGCCGGCAUUCAGCUACACAAUCUGUACUAAAGUGUCAUUGGAUGUUUACCACGCCCUUCGACCGCUGAGGCCCAAUCAGAAGGUGGUAUUCUUCAACCCCAAUUUCAUGCUUAAUCUGGGCAGGAAGUGGAAAGGGCAGGGUUUAAAAGAGCGCCGCCUCAGCACCGGGCUGAUGCUGGCUAGUGUGGCCAUGGAACUCUGCAAAGAGGUUCACAUUUACGGUUUCUGGCCCUUCUCUCUGGAUCUAAACCACAAUCCUUUGCCCCAUCAUUACUAUGACAACGUUGGCCCUAAUAAAGGCAUCCACUCCAUGCCUGAUGAGUUCCUACUGCUACUGAAGCUACACACACAGGGAGUGCUGCAACUACACCUGGGACGCUGCUGAACACACACACACUCAAACACUCAUGCAUACACACACACACACACUCCAUCUUUAUUGUUGAGUGUUUUAUGUUGAUUUAAAAAAAAUAAACAUUUUCAUA